Misgurnus anguillicaudatus (oriental weatherfish) is the source of this 3279-nucleotide messenger RNA. RefSeq lists its product as uncharacterized. Gene Ontology annotation, biological process: DNA recombination; DNA integration. Gene Ontology annotation, molecular function: DNA binding. The record is from RefSeq and is a predicted model, not a curated record. Lineage: Eukaryota; Metazoa; Chordata; Actinopteri; Cypriniformes; Cobitidae.
AUGCGCAAUACAGAUCAUGAACUCUUCCCCAAUUCGGCCACAAGAGGGCGCCAGUACAUCACAAAUGAGCCACUGGCGAGAAUGCACACAGUCCCGCUGGGUAUUAAGGACAAUACAGUUCGGGUACAGACUGCAGUUUGCCUCUUGCCCCCCGCAGUUCAAGGGAAUAAUUCAUUCUCGGGUACGGGGAAAUUUAGAACACGUUUUACAGGAGGAAAUUAUCUCUCUUUUGGAGAAAAGAGCGAUACGAGUGGUUCCGAGAGAGCAAAGCCACAGUGGAUUUUACUCGAGGUAUUUUCUAGUCCCGAAGAAAGGGACGCGAGCUCUCCGACCCAUAUUAGAUCUGAGAGCAUUAAACAAAUACCUAAGGCGGUACAAGUUCAGAAUGCUCACUCAUUCCACACUCCUGAAACUGUUGCGCCCAGGCGAUUGGUUCACGUCCAUCGACCUGAAGGACGCGUAUUUUCACAUAAAUAUAUAUCCACCCCACAGGAAAUUCCUAAGGUUUGCAUUCCAGGGGGUGGCAUACGAGUACUUGGUUCUCCCCUUCGGACUCUCUCUCAGCCCAAGAGUGUUUGUCAAAUGUACAGAAGCGGCUUUAACCCCGCUAAGAGAGAAAGGCAUUCGUCUCGUUACGUACAUAGACGACUGGCUGGUAGCGGCUCAAUCGGAACAGAGCGCGAGAGAACACACACGGAUGCUGGUGGAGCAUCUACAGAAACUGGGCUUGAAAUUGAACACCGAAAAGAGUGUUUUAAUUCCCACGCAGUCAAUAACAUAUUUGGGUCUGUUACUGGACUCAGUCGCGUUCAGGGCGCGGCUGUCAGAGGAGAGAGUGGGAAAAUUCAUUCAAUGUCUGGCCAUGUUUCGGAGGGAAAACAAUGUUCCCUUUCGUACAUGCCUAAGAUUAUUAGGACUGAUGGCCUCGUCAUUAAUAGUCAUUCCGUUAGGCAGACUAUUUAUGAGGGAAUUCCAGCGCUGGGUUGCUUCACUAAGACUAGACCCCUUACGACACUCUCGGAGGAGAGUGAGGGUUACGUCAGAAGCGGUGCUGGCACUGCGCCAGUGGAGGCACCCAUCCUUUCUGACCAGAGGGACGCAAAUGGGGGUCAUUCAGUCCAGAAAGGUCAUAACGACGGACGCGUCGCUGUCCGGUUGGGGGGGCAUUCACGAGGGCAGAUCAGUGAGCGGGAGAUGGGGCCGACAUCUAUCCAAUCUCCACAUAAAUUAUCUGGAAAUGCUGGCCGUCUUUCUGUCACUGAGACAUUUUCUCCCAUUUUUAAAGGGGCAUCAUGUCCUCGUGAGGACGGACAAUACCACAGUGGUGGCAUACAUAAACCGUCAGGGAGGUCUCAGAUCACUCCCCUUACACACGUUGGCACGCAGACUGAUUUUAUGGGCCAGUGCCAACCUCUUAUCUCUGAGAGCGACGCAUGUACCGGGGGUAACGAACCGGGGUGCAGAUCUGCUUUCCAGGGGCAAUCCUCUGUACGGGGAUUGGGAACUGAACAGGGAAGUGGUCGAUCAGAUCUGGCACAGAUAUGGCACAGCGACAGUGGACCUGUUCGCGUCCUGGGACAAUGCGCAGUGCCCUCGGUUUUUCUCCAUAAAAGAUCGGAACGCACCUCUGGGGAUAGAUGCGUUAGCGCACGAAUGGCCCCGCACUCUCCUUUAUGCGUUUCCUCCGAUAGCAUUAAUACCCCCUGUUCUCGACAGAGUGAGGAUGGAAGGGUUGAGAUUGAUAUUAAUAGCUCCGCGCUGGCCGGGGAAGUGUUGGCUGGCGGAGAUCAUACAUAUGCUAUACGAAGAGCCGUGGUCUCUUCCGAUACGAAGAGAUCUGCUGUCACAGGCAGGGGGAGAGAUUUUUCAUCCACACCCGGAACGCCUGGCACUAUGGGCUUGGCCAGUGAGUGGUUCAACUUGAAUGCAACAGGUUUGCCCGACAGCGUUAUCAGGACCAUUCAAAAUGCUAGAGCAUCCUCUACUAGAUCUUUGUAUGACUGUAAAUGGGGUGUGUUUGAGCGAUGGUGCGCAGAUAAGCACGAAAUUCCCUUUCAGUGUUCAGUGGCAGUAAUACUAUCAUUUCUCCAGAACUUGAUAGAUCAGAGGAAGGCAUUCUCUACGAUAAAAGUGUUCUUAGCUGCCAUAUCAGCAUGUCACAUAGGAUUUGAUGGCAAGACUGUUGGACAACAUCCUCUAGUAUGCCGUUUUAUGAAGGGCGCGCGCCGCGCGUUGCCUGUUUCAAGACCGCUUUCUCCCUCAUGGGAUUUAGAACUGGUACUGGAUUCCCUUUCGGCAGCCCCUUUCGAACCGCUAGACAAAGCUGAUCUUAAGGUGUUAUCGUUUAAAACAGCGCUGCUGUUGGCUCUGGCUUCAGCGAAGCGUGUGAGUGAGAUUCACGCACUUUCUGUGCAUUCUGCAUGUAUGCAAUUUAUGCAGGGGGAUGUGGGGGUUGCGUUGAAACCAAACCCUGCAUUCAUGCCUAAAGUUAUUAAUGCUAUUGCUCCUCUUGAGUUAAGAGCAUUUUAUCCCCCGCCAUUUGCUUCAGUAGAACAGCAGAAAUUAAAUUCCUUAUGCCCGGUGCGCGCGCUGCGUAUGUACGUGAGCAGGACCGAAGGGUUCAGACAGAGUGAUCAGCUGUUUGUUUCUUGGGCUAAACCGCGCUCGGGACAACCAAUAACAAAACAGCGGUUAUCGCACUGGAUUGUGGAUGCCAUUUCACUGGCAUAUUCCAGUAAGGGGCUUACAGCUCCGUCUGGUUUACGUGCACACUCGACCAGAGGAAUGUCGACUUCGUGGGCUCUUUUUAAAGGUGUCACAAUACAGGACAUUUGUGAUGCGGCGAGUUGGUCCUCACCGCACACUUUUGCAAGAUUUUAUAAGCUAGAUGUCACAGCGCAGACACUAGCGCAUGCUGUUUUGAGUGUAGGAUCAUGAAUUCUCACUCGCCCAGUCUAAAUAUGUUUAUUAUUGAUUUGGUUGGCAGGAGAGUUCGAACAGGCUAUCUGGCAAUACGGGAGUUAGGAUAUCCCAUAGUGAGACACCGAAACGUAUGCUUGAAAGAGAACUAUAGGUUACUUGCGUAACCCCGGUUCUCUGAUAGCAUUAAGUGAGGUGUCUCACCAGAUCACCCUCCUUGCUGUGCGAAGCGAGGAAGAGGUGUGCUUGUUUGAAUAAGGAAAUGACGUUGUGCGCCUCAUCUUAUACUGAGGUAGGAGCCACUCCCAGGGCACAAGCGUCAUGCCUGCCAGCCAAUAGCGGCUGGCGUAAUGUAAUAAG